Molecule: messenger RNA, 430 nt
Organism: Hordeum vulgare subsp. vulgare (domesticated barley)
Lineage: Eukaryota; Viridiplantae; Streptophyta; Magnoliopsida; Poales; Poaceae
Product: histone H3.2-like
Exons: 2
Coding region: 2-430 (142 amino acids)
Cellular component (GO): nucleosome
Molecular function (GO): structural constituent of chromatin; DNA binding; protein heterodimerization activity
Source: RefSeq, a predicted model, not a curated record
GAUGGCCCGCACGAAGCAGACGGCGAGGAAGUCGACCGGCGGCAAGGCGCCGCGGAAGCAGCUGGCGACCAAGGCGGCGCGCAAGUCGGCCCCGACCACGGGGGGCGUCAAGAAGCCGCACCGCUUCCGCCUGGGCACCGUGGCGCUCCGGGAGAUCCACAAGUACCAGAAGAGCACGGAGCUGCUAACUUAUCUAACACUGCUCAUCCGCAAGCUGCCCUUCCAACGCCUCGUGCGAGAGAUCGCGCAGGACUUCAAGACCGACCUCCGCUUUCAGAGCUCCGCCGUCUCUGCCCUCCAGGAGGCCGCCGAGGCCUACCUCGUCGGGCUCUUCGAGGACACCAACCUCUGCGCCAUCCAUGCCAAGCGCGUCACCAUCAUGCCCAAGGACAUCCAGCUCGCCCGCCGCAUCAGGGGAGAGAGGGCCUAA